AAAUGAAUCAUGAUGAGAGAGUUUUAACGAUUAUUGAAGCAAAGAAAGUGGAGAUUAGAAGGCAAAGCGUUUUGUAUAGAGAAAUCAGAAACAGAAAAUGAGAGGAAUCGGAGGCCCCCUCCUAUGCAUUGGAGAUCUCCUAAACGACGUUGGAGAAGAAGAUUUAGGAAACUCUUCUCAUUCUCUUUCGCAUCUAAACGACACCCCCAAUCCCGAUCCUCCUCCUGACCUCACCAAACUCUUCCAGGAAAACUACGAGCACUUGAAUUCCGCUCUCGCUGGCACCGAUCAUUCUUGGACCUCUCUCACAUUGAAGUUAUGCACUGCUCUAGAAACUGCGAACCAAUUGGUUCAGUCUACGAAUUCAAGUGUUGCAUCCUUGUUGGAGAAGGUUGAGGAGCUUCACAAAAUUGUUAAGAGGGGGGAUUCUGCAAUAGCUGCAGCAAAGGCGCUUUAUUAUGGUCCUGCCUCUAAGUGAAACAAGGAAAUUUUAUGUAUAGGGGCUUGAACCUUGAUUGAGCUACGUAUAUAGUUAUUAAAGCAAGUUUUGUGAAAGCUUGGUGCUACCUGCAUGAAGUAAUGUUUCGGAGUGAAAAUCCCACAUUGAAAUGUUAGUCCUAACAACGCAUAUCGGGAAAAUCUUCUCUAACGGGGAAAAUACUACUUCCAUUCAUGACCCCGUUUAUGAUGAACUUAAAUUUUAUUUAUCUAUGCACCGUUACGAAAAUCUUAUUUACCAUAGGUGUUUUAAACCUUUCUUUUUAUUUCAUUUUAUCUUUUCUAAGAUCAAGUGUACACCCUCACAUUAUUUGAGUAUGGACUAAUCCAUUAUCGUAUUUUGACU
Molecule: messenger RNA, 844 nt
Organism: Abrus precatorius (Indian licorice)
Lineage: Eukaryota; Viridiplantae; Streptophyta; Magnoliopsida; Fabales; Fabaceae
Exons: 4
Coding region: 98-478 (126 amino acids)
Source: RefSeq, a predicted model, not a curated record